AUGCCGGACGAGCUGACAGAGCCCGGGCGUGCCACGCCGGCCCGCGCGUCCUCUUUCCUCAUCGAGAACCUGCUGGCGGCCGAGGCCAAGGGCGCCAGGCGCGCGGCCCAGGGCGGCGGCGGCCGCGAGGACGAGGAGGACGACGACGACGACCCGGAGGACGAGGACGCGGAGCAGGCGCGGCGGCGGAGGCUGCAGCGGCGAAGACAGCUGCGCGCGGGCUCGGGGCCCGGCGGGGAGGCGCGGGCGCGGGCUCUGCUCGGGCCUGGCUCGCUGGGCCUGGGUCCGCGGCCGCCCCCCGGCCCCGGGCCGCCCUACGCUCUGGGCUGCGGCCGCGCAACGCGCUGGUACCCGCGGGCGCACGGCGGCUACGGAGGCGGCCUCAGUCCCGACACCAGUGACCGGGACUCACCGGAGACCGGCGAGGACAUGGGCCGCGCCGAGGGCGCCUGGCAGCGGGGCCCCGGGCCUGGAGCGGUGGUGCGGGAGGCCGCGGAGCUGGCGGCGCGGGGCCCGGCCGCCAGCGCGGAGGAGGCGGCGGAGCUGGCGGAGGCUCCAGCAGCGGCGGCGGAGGCACGCGGCGGCGUGGCGGUCGGCGGCGGGCGAAAGAAGAAGACGCGCACGGUCUUCUCGCGCAGCCAGGUCUUCCAGCUGGAGUCCACCUUCGACCUGAAGCGCUACCUGAGCAGCGCCGAGCGCGCCGGCUUGGCGGCCUCCCUGCAGCUCACCGAGACGCAGGUCAAGAUCUGGUUCCAGAACCGCCGCAACAAGUGGAAGCGGCAGCUGGCGGCGGAGCUGGAGGCGGCCAGCCUGUCCCCGCCGGGCGCGCAGCGCCUGGUGCGCGUGCCGGUGCUCUACCACGAAAGCCCCCCGGCCGCGGCCGCCGGGCCCCCCGCCGCGCUUCCCUUCCCGCUGGCGCCGGCCGCGCCCGCGCCGCCCCCGCCGCUGCUCGGCUUCUCCGGGGCCCUGGCCUACCCGCUGGCCGCCUUCCCGGCUGCCGCCUCCGUGCCCUUUCUGCGGGCGCAGAUGCCCGGCCUGGUGUGA
Pteronotus mesoamericanus is the source of this 1044-nucleotide messenger RNA. RefSeq names its product H6 family homeobox 1 (gene HMX1). Gene Ontology annotation, cellular component: nucleus. The transcript has 2 exons. NCBI's taxonomy places the organism in Eukaryota, Metazoa, Chordata, Mammalia, Chiroptera, Mormoopidae. The record is from RefSeq and is a predicted model, not a curated record. Gene Ontology annotation, molecular function: DNA-binding transcription factor activity, RNA polymerase II-specific; RNA polymerase II transcription regulatory region sequence-specific DNA binding. Bases 1 to 1044 code for a protein of 347 amino acids. Gene Ontology annotation, biological process: regulation of transcription by RNA polymerase II; negative regulation of DNA-templated transcription.